UGUAGUCCACUUGAUGCUGCGCACGCUAGGAGUCGGUAGUGGAGCCUCCAGCCCAGGUGGCGCUGUAGUCCCAUUGACCUCCGAGCAAGGCACCCAGACUGCUCAGUGACUGCGGCGGGCGGAGCCUAGGACGGAGAGUGAUGGCUGCUGUGGCUGUGGCUGUUCGCGAGGACUCGGGAUCCGGGAUGAAGGCGGAGCUGUCUUCUCAGCCUGGGGGAGGAGGCAGGGAGAUGACCCAAGAAGAGAAGCUGCAGCUUCGGAAGGAAAAGAAACAGCAGAAGAAGAAACAGAAGGAGGAAAAAGGGGCAGAACCAGAAGCUGGCUCUGCUGUAACUUCAGCCCACUGUCAAGUAGGGCCAGUGAGAGAACUGCCAGGACCCAGCAGGCAGUUGGAGGGUACUCCUGGUGAGAAAGUUCCAGCUGGUCGGAGUAAGGCUGAACUUCGUGCUGAGCGCCGGGCCAAGCAGGAGGCUGAGCGGGCCCUGAAACAGGCAAGAAAAGGAGAGCAAGGAGGGCCACCUCCUCAGGCCUGCCCCAGUGCUGCUGGAGAAACCCCUUCAGGAGUGAAGCGAGUCUCUGAGCACACUCAGGCUGAUGACCCCACACUUUUGAGGAAUCUUACUAAAAAAACAGAACGACAACAGGUUCCUACGCGAAAGGAUUAUGGAUCAAAAGUCAGUCUUUUCUCCCACCUACCCCAGUACAGCAGACAAAAUUCCUUGACCCAGUACAUGAGCAUCCCAUCCUCUGUGAUCCACCCAGCCAUGGUGCGACUCGGCCUGCAGUACUCCCAGGGCCUGGUCAGUGGCUCCAAUGCCCGGUAUAUUGCUCUGCUUCGUGCCUUGCAGCAGGUAAUUCAGGAUUACACAACCCCUCCCAAUGAGGAACUCUCAAGGGAUCUUGUGACUAAGUUAAAACCCUAUAUCAGCUUCCUGACUCAGUGUCGCCCCCUGUCAGCAAGCAUGUACAAUGCCAUCAAGUUCCUUAACAAGGAAAUCACUGCUGUGAGCAGCUCCAAGGUUUCCAAGGUGCUAUUGGGAGCUCAUGCACUUCUGGCCAAUGGAUCUGUGAUGUCACGGGUAGGGACAGCACAGCUGGCCUUAGUGGCGCGAGCCCAUAACGUGCCAGUGCUGGUCUGCUGUGAAACAUACAAGUUCUGUGAGCGCGUACAGACUGAUGCCUUUGUCUCUAAUGAGCUAGAUGACCCUGAUGAUCUGCGGUGUGAGCGGAAAGAUCAUGUGGCCCUGGCUAACUGGCAGAACCACUCAUCACUACGGCUGUUGAAUUUGGUUUACGAUGUGACUCCUCCAGAGCUUGUGGACCUGGUCAUCACAGAGCUGGGCAUGAUCCCUUGUAGUUCUGUACCUGUUGUCCUACGAGUCAAGAGCAGUGACCAGUGAGGGUGAAACACGAUCAAUAAAUGACAUACAUCCUCCCCUUA
Messenger RNA from Octodon degus (degu), 1441 nucleotides. RefSeq names its product eukaryotic translation initiation factor 2B subunit delta (gene Eif2b4). The coding region runs from base 141 to 1400 and encodes 419 amino acids. NCBI's taxonomy places the organism in Eukaryota, Metazoa, Chordata, Mammalia, Rodentia, Octodontidae. The record is from RefSeq and is a predicted model, not a curated record. The transcript has 11 exons.